CAACCUCAGCCUGUGUUGUCAUGUAAAUACAUCUCAACCACUAAAAUAACUAAGAAUAAUAGUACAUAUCAAAAGAAAGUUCAAAUGCAUAUUGCACGCAUGGCAAGUUCUGCGCACAAACUUUUCCCUGUGGAGGUUAGAAAAACAUGUUUCCUGUGAUAUGCAGAGAUUCUUGACCUAUAGAAAAGUCAUAUUUUUUUCAAAAGGAAGUUCUGACAAUCUUAGAACUGUGAAAAUGGAAAAUGCAUAAAAACCUAAAUGAACUGAAAAACGUUUAAAAAGAAGCAUAGUUAAAAUUAGCUCCAGUGUAAGCCUUACAGACUUUAUUUUAAAAUAUAUCUGCAUCUCUCUUGUGGUUCAUUCCAGGUUGCCUUAACCCCCGGGGCUGCACCCUGAUACCGUUCAACCUCCCACGUCCAGCUUCUCUUCCCUCCUCCACAACCUGUGGCAUAUUUAAACCCAGGAGACUUAACAGACUCCAUUAAAGCGACCUCAGACUGCAGUGAGCGUGAAUCUGAUAACACAUGGUUUAUUGGAUCUCUACGCUUAUCACCUUUUCUUCAGCAGACCAUCAACUAGCAGAGAUUUAUUAAAUGCAACAAGUUUACAACAGCUUUAAGGCUCAGAUGGCAAACUAAAGCUGAUAUUCCUCUAUGGUGAGGACAACCUCUGCUGCAGUGGAUUUGGUACAUUUUGGAUAAAACAUGUACUUGGAUCUUUUGGACUUGAGGUGUCGUCCUAUUCAGCUUAAAUACAGAAAGAAAAUAUCCCAUCCUAACUUCCAUUGAUUGACUCCUCUAUCUUAACAACACUGAUAUUUGAACAAUGACUAAUAUAAAAUUAUUUAAAUUGGAAAUGGCUCAAAUAUUUGAAGGUAAGUCAAGUAUUUUUGCUGAUACAAAUCUGCUUUAUAUCAACUUUUAUAUGUUAUCUAUCCUAACAUAGGUAAGUCAGUGCCAUACUUUAUAAAUGGGUAGAGGUUGUGUUUUGGUUACCUGUUUAUGUUUUGCAUUUUUAUGUCACUUGAUGUGAAUAAUGUGUGCUAUUUUUUUAUGUAAAGCACAUGUCAUACUUGUUGUGUAUACAUCGUAAAAUGGAGGAACAACUAUGUUGAAUACAAUUUUUAUAACAAAGACUGUGUUUUUAAAAUCAUAAAUGGGUUUUAUUGGGAUUAAAAUACAUGAAUGAUACCUACUGUCAGACAGAGGUUUUACUGGAUAUAUUAUUAGAACCAUUUUCUUUUAACUAAGUUUGUAUUUUGAAAAUAAUGACCCUUUCUUUCAAUACAUUCAAUCCUGUGUCACUCCCAGUUAUGAGCUAAGCCUGUCCACCCGGGGCGUUCCUUGCAGGAUGACGGCUGUCUGCCCCUCAGAGAGCAGCCCAGAAGGGGCUGAACCUGGGUCUGGAACAGCAGGAACCACUGGGAACAGCUCAAUUUCUGGGGCUGAUUCCAGAGUCUCUAAUGGAGACUCAGUCGGAAGUUCUGCUGGAGGUACAGUUGUGGGUACUAGUGGCCAGAGGUACAGCCGCUGGAGUUGCCAGGACAGCUCUGACAUCAACACAGACGAUGAGGGGGCCACCGUCCGCCGUCUCACUCCGCUGGAAAUGCUCAAUCUGGACAUGUGCCAGGAUGAAAGGGUGGUUCGUGAACUCACUGUGGGCAGAAGAAUUGCUUUCUACAAGAUUCGUGGAGAAAUUGGAUGUGGAAAUUUCUCUCAUGUAAAGCUAGGAAUUCACGCUCUUACAAAAGACAAAGUGGCCAUUAAGAUCUUAGACAAAACCAAGCUGGAUCAGAAGACUCAGAGGUUACUGUCCAGAGAGAUCUCUAGCAUGGAGAAACUACACCACCCCAACAUCAUACGCCUCUACGAGGUGGUUGAGACUUUGUCACGAUUGCACCUGGUGAUGGAGUAUGCAGGAGGAGGGGAGCUCUACACCAAGAUUACUACCGAAGGAAAACUUUCUGACACUGAUAGCAAGAUUGUCUUUGCUCAGAUCCUCUCUGCUGUUAAACACAUGCAUGAAAACAACAUCAUCCACCGCGACUUGAAGGCAGAAAAUGUCUUCUACACCAGCAACUCUUGUGUCAAAGUGGGGGACUUUGGAUUUAGCACACUGAGCUCCCGUGAUGAGACCCUCAACACAUUCUGUGGCUCUCCGCCUUAUGCUGCACCGGAACUAUUUCGAGAUGAACAUUAUGUUGGCAUCUUUGUAGACAUUUGGGCCCUGGGGGUGAUGCUGUUCUUUAUGGUGACAGGCACCAUGCCAUUCAGGGCAGACACUGUGGCCAAACUAAAGAGAUGCAUCAUGGAGGGAGCCUACGUUCUGCCCACUUGGGUGCCAGAGGCAUGCCAGAGGCUGAUCAGGGGAAUCCUCCAGCCCAUACCAUCUGACCGCUGUACAGUGGAACAGAUGAUGGGCUGUGAAUGGCUGCUCCCGGUGGACUUUCCACGUGCCAUGGAACCAUUUAGGCUAGAACCAUCCCAUCUAGCAGAAAGUGAUCCAUCUGAACUGCUGGAGGAAGAGUUGGAGGUGAAGGGAGCUCUGGAGACUCUAGGCAUCACUUCAGAGCACAUCCUCAACAACCAGGGCAAAGACUGCAGGAGCUCCAUUACUGGAGCCUAUAGGAUCCUGCUACAUCGUGCUCAAAAGAGACGGACUGUGGAGAGCAUGCCUACUGUAACACAAAAAGUUGCAUCAACAACAAGAAGUAAAAAGGAACGACUAAAAGUGUACCGAAAUUUAAGGCACACAUCUAAACUCUGUGUAGUUCUGUGACAAAAAUGUGCUUUGCUCUCAAAAUUUAUUGAUUUUUGUGCGGGAUGAAAUUGCAUGAUUUUCAUUAGAAAAAAAUGCUUUUCAGUCCAGUAAUAUAAAUUAAACUUAUGGAACAUCAUUCAGUUCCUGAAACCUGGGGUUUCUUAGUAUCUCUCUUGUAUGUAAAAUUAGUCUCUGUGAGAAGGCUGCUACAAGUAAAUCAUUAUUGUCUCUUUUUUUCUGACAGGGGCCUGGAAUUCUCUUUUGAAAUAUAAUUUACUUAUUUAGUUACAUAAUGAUAAUCAGAUAGCAUGCAGAAUUUGUUUGGCUGGCUCCCACCCAUCUGAUGCUCAAUUGUGAAAUAAUCUGUGUAGCCGAAAAAUAAAGAAAAUUGUUCAAAAUCAACAUAAGCCGAAAAAUGGUGCAACAUACAGUCAAUACAUCAAAUGUGCUAUUUUUAAUUGCACUUUUCUCCAAUGCCUUAGUGUUUUUUCUAUUAUGAUAUUAAAUCAGAUUAACUGGUUUCAUUAUUGUUUGUGAUGAUACAAAUUGAGAAUUUCAGAUCUUAUUUGAUGUAUCUCUAUGAGAUGUUCCUGCUGUUAGACUGGACCUCAGUGUUUUCCAUUUUAGCUAAAAAAAAAAAAAACAAAACAA
Molecule: messenger RNA, 3411 nt
Organism: Melanotaenia boesemani (Boeseman's rainbowfish)
Lineage: Eukaryota; Metazoa; Chordata; Actinopteri; Atheriniformes; Melanotaeniidae
Gene: nim1ka
Product: NIM1 serine/threonine protein kinase a
Exons: 5
Coding region: 1351-2778 (475 amino acids)
Biological process (GO): protein phosphorylation; microtubule cytoskeleton organization; intracellular signal transduction
Cellular component (GO): cytoplasm
Molecular function (GO): protein serine/threonine kinase activity; tau-protein kinase activity; ATP binding
Source: RefSeq, a predicted model, not a curated record